Molecule: messenger RNA, 1898 nt
Organism: Nymphaea colorata (pocket water lily)
Lineage: Eukaryota; Viridiplantae; Streptophyta; Magnoliopsida; Nymphaeales; Nymphaeaceae
Product: protein trichome birefringence-like 13
Exons: 6
Coding region: 107-1354 (415 amino acids)
Cellular component (GO): Golgi apparatus
Molecular function (GO): O-acetyltransferase activity
Source: RefSeq, a predicted model, not a curated record
GGUAAGUAAGUCGGAGAGAACGGGGAGAGAGAGAAGAGAGAGAGAGAGCGGCAAUGGCGAUCAAAGGGAAACGGUUGGGGUGAGCUUCUGGGAAGCGAAAAGGAGCAUGAGGAUCAGAAUACCCGCCAAAAAGCCUCUCCCAGUCUCUCCUCUCCUCCUCUUCCUCCUCCCCUCCGUUUGCAUCUUCCUCAUCUUCCUUUACUCCUCCUCCUCCGCCGCCUCCCUCCGCAGCAGGACCUCCACCUCCACCACCACCACCACUUCUUCCAACGAUGGGAGCGAGAAAAGGACGAGUCGGAGGGCUGCCGCCUCCUGCGAUUACUCCCAGGGACAAUGGGUCUACGACCCGCAAGCUGAGCCCCUCUACGACCACACCUGCAAUGAGAUCUUCAAGGGCUGGAACUGCAUCGCCAACAACAAGCCGAACGCCCUUGAUCUGACUAAAUGGCGUUGGCAACCCUACGGUUGCGAUCUCCCUCGCUUAGAUCCCCUUCACUUCCUCGAACGUUUCCGUAAUACUAAUAUCGGUUUUGUCGGCGAUUCGUUAAACAGGAACAUGUUCGUGUCGCUUGUUUGCUCGCUCAGACGGGCUUCCAACGAGGUGCGGAAAUGGCGUCCUGCCAAGGCCGAUCGUGGGUUUACAUUUUUGAGAUAUAACCUUACGAUUGCGUACCAUCGGACGAAUCUUUUGGCCCGUUACUCCCGGUGGUCCGCAAGCUCUAAUGGUGGUGUAUUGGAGUCACUUGGUUACAAAAAUGGCUUUAGGGUAGAUGUUGAUAUUCCUGACAGCUCUUGGUCUUUGGCUCCAACUUUCCAUGAUGUUCUUAUCUUGAACACAGGCCACUGGUGGUGGGCACCAUCGAAGUUUGAUCCACAGAGUUCGCCCAUGCUCUUUUUUGAGAAGGGUUUGCCUGUAAUUCCCCCUAAGCGUCCUGAGGUUGGCCUGGAUAUGACUCUAAAACAUAUGACGUUGUUUGUGGAGACACAAAUGGGAGAUAGUGCAUUGAAAUUUUUUCGCACACAAUCUCCAAGACAUUUUGAAGGAGGUGAUUGGAAUGAAGGUGGCUUUUGUCAACGCACAAGACCUUUGCUGCAAGAGCAGGUGGAGCAAUUGUUUUCAUUAGAGAACAAUGGAACAAAUAUAGAGGCACGAUUGUCAAAUGAGCACAUGUUUCGUGCUGUAAAAGGUACAAGUUUUAAAAUUCUAGACAUCAGUCAUAUGAGUGAAUAUAGAGCUGAUGCUCAUCCAUCAAGGUCAGGAGGGAAGAAGCACGAUGACUGCAUGCACUGGUGCUUGCCUGGAAUUACAGAUUCAUGGAAUGACUUGCUUGUUGCUCACCUAAAUAGAGCUUGAAAUCAUAUGUGCAUAUGUUCUUUACUCAUCUACCUGUGUGUGUGCUCGUGCUGGCAAGAUAAAAUAUACAUGUGCGCCCCAAUGAGCACACAAACAGAGGAUUCUUGUAUAUUUAUUUGACAGCCACCAGCCCCAUGUACCAGAAGUACCCAGCAAGCAUGGUACCCAGCAAGCAUGAUGUGCGAAGUGAGCGAAAAGCAUAAUUUUGGAGGGACAUUUAUGUGGGUUCGGAUUGUGUUGUCAACAGUGAAGUUCUCUUUUCCAAGAUUACAAGGUGUCUUCACUCCACACAUGGUUUUAUGCAAGGAGUAGGCCGAUAAAUUGCAUGCUUCUGCCGCUUUUUUCUGGAAGAAAGGUUUCAUGGUCUUCUUUUUGGUAAAUUUGGAACUUGUGGCUGUCCUUUUUUGUUGAUUAUAUAUUUAACAUGAGGCUGCACCAAAAUUUGUUUGUUAAGGGUGUUUCUGAAAGUAUAUGGCAAUAAUUAUAGUGCAGUGUAGACAUUCAUCAUUGGUAAAGAAAAAACUGUUGGAACUUUUAUUAUCUA